This is a messenger RNA of Osmerus eperlanus (European smelt), 1137 nucleotides long. Its product is annotated as forkhead box protein J1-B-like. Gene Ontology annotation, molecular function: DNA-binding transcription factor activity; sequence-specific DNA binding. The coding region runs from base 1 to 1137 and encodes 378 amino acids. NCBI's taxonomy places the organism in Eukaryota, Metazoa, Chordata, Actinopteri, Osmeriformes, Osmeridae. The transcript has 4 exons. The record is from RefSeq and is a predicted model, not a curated record. Gene Ontology annotation, biological process: regulation of DNA-templated transcription.
AUGAUAGUUCGACUUAAGACCAAUUUCCUCAAAAGAGAUGAGAAAUGGACGAAGCUCUACCCAGACGACAAAGAUUACAGGUAUGGCUCAGCGCAUCUUGAUGACAGCCUAACCAGCCUUCAUUGGCUUCGAGAUUAUUCCAUACACAAUGCAGGCUUAGAAGGCCUCCCAGGUUCCAGAUGCUACCAGCAGUGCCACCAACACCUCUGGGCUACAGAGUCUCCCUCCAGCCAGCUUGCUGGAGAUACUGCUGCCACAUUCAUGCCAAGAAGUUUGAGCAGCCCCAUCACUUGUAGUGCCUCAGCUAACAAGAAGGACAGCAGAGACAUGUCUCAGCAGAAAGGGACUAAACCUACAGCACAGGUAGACUACACUGCCAACCCUCAGGUGAAGCCCCCCUAUUCAUGUGCCACGUUGAUUUGCAUGGCCAUGCAGGCCAGCAAGAAAAACAAGAUCACUCUCUCUGCUAUUUAUAACUGGAUCACAGAAAACUUUGUUUACUACAGACAUGCUGAGGCCAGCUGGCAGAAUUCAGUCCGCCACAACCUGUCACUCAACAAGUGUUUCAAGAAGGUGCCCAGGCAGAGGGAUGAGCCAGGAAAAGGGGGAUUCUGGCUAAUUGAUCCUGCGUAUGCUGACAUGUUUGUUAAUGGAGUGUUCAAGCGCAGACGUGCAACAGCAUCUCGUUUCAGCACACAGAGGCAAAGUAAAGCUCUAGCCACUUCCAGAUCCCAACAUAACCCAGAUCCCCAAGCGUACCUAGGAAACAAACCGAAGCAGCUGAAAUUCAGAUGUGAAACGACAUGGUCACAAUCGCCUGUGUUGACAGCCGAUGCCCGGGAACCUUUGGCACUGAGGGGAGAGUUAGACUGGGCCUUGGUGUUUGACGAUGUGCUGAGUGGCAGUAACUUUGAGGGUCUGGACUUCAACCAAGCUCUGAACUCCCUGGGCUGUGACAUGAAGCUGUCUCCGCUGGGAUGCUACCUGACAGGAACGGGGAAGUGGUGUGGUGUCAGGGCACAGCAGGCUUGCAGACCGGCAGAGGCCCCCCUUGGAGGAGCUGAAGGAGGAGGUCCAGGCAGUCCGGACCACUGCCUCAGCUUCUGUGAAGGCUAUUUCCACGAGAUGCAGCUGUAG